Hipposideros armiger (great roundleaf bat) is the source of this 7010-nucleotide messenger RNA. It is a transcript of the gene EFR3B, whose product is annotated as EFR3 homolog B. Lineage: Eukaryota; Metazoa; Chordata; Mammalia; Chiroptera; Hipposideridae. Gene Ontology annotation, cellular component: plasma membrane. Bases 245 to 2698 code for a protein of 817 amino acids. The record is from RefSeq and is a predicted model, not a curated record. Gene Ontology annotation, biological process: protein localization to plasma membrane. The transcript is spliced from 23 exons.
UCCUCCCCUCUCGGCGCUGCUCCUUCCAGAAACCCCAGCGGAGGCCGGCUGCGCUCAGCGUGGACUCGGACUGGGCUGCGGGCUCCCGGCUCCGGCCCUCCCACGUCCGGUCCCCGUUCCCGUUCCCUCCCCACCGGCCUCCCCCGGCCGCCGCCCUCCGCCGCCGGGUGUGAAUGAAAGGCAGGCGCCGCCGGGGGCUGGCUGCAGGCGACGCGGCCUCGCGGGAGGCGCUUGCCCCGCGGAGAUGUACGGUGUGUGUGGCUGCUGCGGUGCCCUGCGCCCCAGGUACAAAAGGCUGGUUGACAACAUCUUCCCUGAGGAUCCUGAGGAUGGCCUGGUGAAGACAAACAUGGAGAAGCUGACCUUCUAUGCCCUCUCAGCUCCAGAAAAGCUAGAUCGGAUUGGCGCCUACCUCUCUGAGCGGCUCAUCCGUGACGUGGGCCGUCAUCGAUAUGGGUACGUGUGCAUUGCCAUGGAGGCGCUGGACCAGCUGCUCAUGGCCUGCCACUGCCAGAGCAUCAACCUCUUCGUGGAGAGUUUCCUCAAGAUGGUGGCCAAGCUGCUGGAGUCAGAGAAGCCCAACCUGCAGAUCCUCGGCACCAACUCGUUUGUGAAGUUUGCCAACAUCGAGGAGGACACCCCAUCCUAUCAUCGGAGCUAUGACUUCUUUGUGUCUCGCUUCAGUGAAAUGUGCCACUCCAGCCACGACGACUUGGAAAUCAAGACCAAGAUCCGAAUGUCAGGUAUCAAAGGUCUGCAAGGGGUGGUGAGGAAGACGGUGAAUGACGAAUUGCAGGCCAACAUCUGGGAUCCACAACACAUGGACAAGAUUGUCCCUUCGCUGCUUUUCAACCUGCAGCACGUAGAGGAGGCCGAGAGCCGGUCCCCCUCGCCCCUCCAAGCGCCAGAGAAGGAAAAGGAAAACCCGGCAGAGCUGGCUGAGAGGUGUCUUCGGGAACUGCUGGGCCGGGCUGCCUUUGGCAACAUCAAAAACGCGAUCAAGCCUGUUCUCAUCCAUCUGGAUAACCAUUCUCUUUGGGAACCAAAGGUGUUCGCCAUCCGUUGCUUUAAAAUCAUCAUGUACUCAAUUCAGCCGCAGCACUCCCACCUGGUAAUCCAGCAGCUCCUGGGUCACCUGGAUGCCAAUAGUCGCAGCGCGGCCACAGUGCGGGCGGGCAUCGUAGAGGUCCUGUCCGAAGCCGCGGUCAUCGCCGCCACCGGCUCCGUGGGGCCCACGGUGCUGGAGAUGUUUAACACUCUGCUGAGGCAGCUGAGGCUCAGCAUCGACUACGCCUUGACCGGGAGCUACGACGGAGCCAUCAGCCUGGGCACCAAGAUCAUCAAGGAACACGAAGAGCGCAUGUUCCAGGAGGCUGUCAUCAAGACCAUAGGCUCCUUUGCCAGCACGUUGCCCACUUAUCAGCGCUCUGAGGUGAUCCUUUUCAUCAUGAGCAAGGUCCCACUGCCUUCCCUGCAUCACCCCAUUGAGACCGGGAAGACAGGGGAGAACAGGAACCGGCUGACCCAGAUUAUGCUACUGAAAUCUCUCCUUCAGGUGUCCACAGGUUUCCAGUGCAACAACAUGAUGUCAGCACUGCCCAGUAACUUCCUUGAUCGCCUUCUCUCCACUGCCCUCAUGGAGGAUGCAGAGAUCCGUCUCUUCGUUCUAGAGAUUCUCAUCAGUUUCAUUGAUCGUCAUGGCAACCGCCACAAGUUCUCUUCCAUCAGUACCCUCAGUGACAUCUCUGUCUUGAAGCUGAAAGUGGACAAAUGCUCCCGACAGGACACCGUCUUUAUGAAGAAGCACUCCCAGCAGCUCUACAGACACAUCUACCUGAGCUGCAAGGAGGAAACGAACGUACAGAAGCACUACGAGGCACUCUAUAGCCUGCUGGUGCUUGUCAGCAUCGAGCUGGCCAACGAGGAAGUGCUGGUCGACCUCAUCCGCCUGGCGCUGGCUGUUCAGGACUUGGCCCAGGUCAAUGAAGAGAGCUUGCCUGUCUAUAACCGCUGUGCUCUCUAUGCACUGGGUGCAGCCUACCUGAACCUAAUCAGCCAGCUCACGACGGUGCCUGCCUUCUGCCAGCACAUCCAUGAGGUGAUAGAAACCAGGAAGAAAGAGGCCCCAUACAUGCUCCCUGAGGACGUGUUUGUGGAGAGGCCCAGGCUGUCUCAGAAUCUUGAUGAAGUAGUGAUUGAGUUCCUCUUCCGCCAGAGCAAAAUCAGUGAAGUCCUGGGGGGCAGUGGCUACAAUGCAGACAGGCUCUGCCUGCCCUACAUCCCUCAGCUGACAGAUGAGGAUCGCUUAUCCAAGAGGAAGAGCGUUGGAGAAACCAUUUCCCUGCAGGUGGAGGUGGAAUCCAGGAACAGCCCGGAGAAGGAGGAGCGCGUGCCUGCCGAGGAGAUCACCUAUGAGACUCUGAAGAAGGCCAUUGUGGACAGUGUGGCCGUCGAGGAGCAGGAGCGUGAACGGCGGCGGCAAGUGGUGGAAAAGUUCCAGAAGGCGCCCUUCGAGGAGAUUGCAGCACACUGCGGGGCCCGGGCAUCACUGCUGCAGAGCAAACUCAAUCAGAUCUUUGAAAUCACCAUCCGGCCCCCGCCAAGCCCAUCAGGAACCAUCACUGCAGCCUAUGGCCAGCCUCAGAACCACUCAAUCCCUGUCUAUGAGAUGAAGUUUCCGGAUCUGUGUGUCUACUGAAUUGCAAGAGAUGGAGCUCCUUGGAGGGGUGGGGUCUGAGGGAUAGGCUCGCCCUCACUCCCACCUCUACUACGUGGAACUCUAACUGGGGUCUCAGAAAAGGUCACCAUGGAUGGAAGCAUCUCCCCAGCUAAGCAAGAUGGAACCCCGGGUCCUUCCGCUUCCCUCUUGUCUUCCCUGAGGGGAUCGGCCACCUGCUCCUCUGGGACCAAUAAGCCUCUAAACUGCACCCUUUGUCUCCUCCUUUGUGUCAGCCAGGGGCCGAGAAGAGUGGGGGGUCUUCAGAGAAAGGCUGAGUUCCUGAGAAGCUCCUGCUUGGUGUAGCAAGCGAAAGACUUCCAUGGGGGUGGGACUAGGAAGGCACAGCUGCCAUUCCCCCAGGAGAGAACUAGUUGGAGACACAGUUGGUCAAAGGAAGCCGUGGACUGCAAUAGGGAGGAAGCAGUGGCUGUGAGAGCUGGGAGAUGGGGCGGCUGCUCUCCUCUAGAUCACCGUCUCCCUCUGGUCCCCAAGCCCUCAUGUCUCCGGUGUCUCUUCCACUCUCCUGCUGACCCUGCCAGUUGUCUCUUUAUGGUUCUUAAUAUUAUUAAUUGGUGUUGAGCCUUUAUAACAGGAGGUGAGGUAGAGACACCACAGGGGCAGCAAAGGAUGAAGUGAAGGGUAGGCAGCUGCUGAGGGAGGGGCUGGCUCUCCCCAGGUCAGGCCUGCCUCCUGCAGAGGAGCGGCAGGCGGAAGUGGGCAAGUCCAGGGCCUUCCGGAGCAUCUUCUCACCUCCUUUGGUCACAGGGAGCUUGUUUGGCCCUCCCAUGUUUCUCUCUCUUCUGGAUGUUUCUCUGAGUUGAGCUCUCUCCUUGAUGCCUGAGGAUCUCAACGCGUUUUUACAGCCUCUGGGUUGAAGGAGGGCAGAACAAGAUAAUCUGGUUCUAGAUGACCCAGAUGGAGGAGGAACUGCAGGGGCCCCAGGCCUGCCCACAUCGCCUCCUGGCCUGGCUGGGUUGGAGGGGGGUGCUGGGAAGGGAUGGUAGUCGGGGGAGGAGAACCUUGGGACUCAAGGAUGUCAGAAGUCAACCUUUUGGAUGUUUCAUUUGAGGAAAGAAGGAUCCAGCACCUGAUAAUGAAAUGACUUCUUCACUCUUUGGACAAAGUCUGGACAUAAGUGCCAACUGGAAAAGCUUAAGGCCUGGGGAGAGCGGUGGAGGCCUCUUUGGGUUCUGCAUGUCCCGAGUCCUGUCUGCCUGCGUGUAGAGGAGGAUCCAGGAGGCCGUUUGCUGCGCGCUCCACUUCCCCUGUCUCACCUCCUGGGGCCUUUGUGCCUCCAGAGCAUCCCUGACAGACCCUUACCUGAGUCUUCUCCUGGGACAGUGCCCUAUGGCCCCCAGUCACUUCCCUUCUCUUCCAGUGAAACUUCUGAGCUGAUAGAGCUCACAGUAAGCUGUAAAUGCCAAAUGAUGCUUUCCUAGAGAAUUUGCUUUUUAAAAAGAGGGAGGGUAAGUAGAUUUCUUGAUCCAAAGGAAUCCCUUUUAGGGCACAGUUUUAGGCAGUGUGGGGUGAUGUCAGGGCAGGCUGUUUCUGCUAAGGGGAUGGCAGACUUUUGGGGACACCUUGGGUCACACCCCUACAUGACCCUGCCCAGGUGCACAGUGAGGACAGAUAGGUGUAUUUUCCCAAACCAGGAGAACCUUCAUAUAUGCAUUUCCCUUUACAUGUGCAACGAUUUCUUGGGUAGGGGGCCGUCUGACCCUUGUCCCUGUAGUUUACCCCCUUGGUGGCUGCCUAUGUGCUGCGGGCCUUGUAGCUUCUGGAUGGCCUGCAUGCUUCUAGGGCCUAGGGGCCCAACUCCCGCCCCUCCCCAUGGAGUUUGGGUAAUGCUCAACCCAACAUUACAAACAUGAACUGAGAUUUCUCUUUACUUUAGUAUCUCUUUAUUAAGAAACCCAGUUUCAAUGAUUUGAAACAAACUUGAAGGCAGGUAACCUUGGGAAGAAAUGUUACAGAAAAUCUGAACCUUGAGCCACAAAUAUGUCUUUCCUCAUAGGAUCUAUCCAAUCUGUAUCUCCUGCUCAGCUUCGAUGAGAAACCCCAUUUCUUUCUUGUGCCUCCUUGACUUUAGGGUUCAACCCCACAGCAACUGCUCCCUGAGCACUGCCCUCGGGGCCCUGGUUCUGGGACGUGGGGGUGGUGGCCUUGGAGCCUCUUUCUAGAGCCAGCACUAGAAUCAGAGACCUGUAGGUCCACUAAGACAUCUCUCGCUCAUGCCCACGCUGGGAACAGAGCGAGGAAAAAGGUACAGAAUCCCAUCGUUCAUGCACUCAGCUGCUCUUUCCUCCGUAUCUGUCUGAAGCAGCUUUUUCUUUACAUCACAGCUACAUAGCAAAGACGUGUUCAUUUUGGAGAACUGGCCUUGUUUUUUUUUUGAGUGCCCUCUUCUCAGUUUCAAUUUAAAUGUAUUUAUACUCAGAAUAUUAGGUUGGCUGCUGACAGGAAGUAGAACCUGGAUUCUGGCCAAAUAUGCCCCAGAAUCAAAGUUUAAGGUAAGUGUUAACUCAAACAUAAUUCAAUGUUAAACUAAGCAGUCUCCUUCACCCCCACCCCCUGCCCCACCAGGAGUCCUGGGAAGAGAUACAAAGCAGAGUUUGGUGGGUGCCCAGGCCCUUGGCCUAGCAUCACUGCUUCCUGCCUUCUGAGCCCCGUAGCAUCUGACAGCACCGUCUUGUGACUGACCCUUUGUGCUACUCUUCUCUGUUGUGAUUUUUAGCCAGCAAGCCCAUCUAGGACAGCUGUUCCCAAAGCCCAGGACCCUUGCUUCAUGGGCAAGGGGUAGGGUUGGCUAGCACUCUGCUGACAGAACUUAAUAGAUGUGAAUGUAUAAUAUUUAAGAUUUGGAAAUUGUUUAAUUUUGUUGGGUCAUGUUAGUGCUAAGGAGCAGGUCAGCAGGAAGCACCAGUGUAAGGCUCCUCCUGUUUUCUUUGUAAUGGGGUUUUCAGUGCCGUGUGCCUGUUCCCAUUUUCCUCUCUGAAAAGUAGAAAUAAGUGGUUUCUUGACUCCUAAAUGCCUCCUCACCAGAGAAGGAACCCAAGCCGGGCAGAAGAACUAGGAAAGUCCUCACUCUCAACUGGCUUAAGAAUUAGAACGGUUGGGCCGGCUGAGUGGCUCAGUUGGUUAAGAGCUCGCUCAAGAGUGCAAGCUCUGAGCAACAGGAUCACCAGUUCAAUUCCCAGCCCAAGCUGAGCUAACAGGUGGCAGGAUGGCUCAGCUAAAAAAAAAAAAAAAGAAUUAGAAUGGCCUUGGGAUACCUUCGAAUGGCUCCAAGGCCAGAACUCUGGGCUUCUCUGGGGGCUCCUGGUCACGAUACAAUGAAUUAGGGCUCCCAGUUCCUAAUUCAUUGUCCCCAGGCCUUCUGACCUGGGUCCAGAGAGUUUCAUUGAGAAGUGAGGCUAUUUUUCCCAAUUCCUCUUCCUGACCAUAAAAUGGCAGUUGGCCAGGUUGGGGGCUGUGGGAAAGGACUGGUCCUGAGCUGUUGGGUUGAGUAUCCGUUUGAAGGUAGACAGGAAAUUAGCUCAUCUGGGCUGGCCACGCCUACUUCCCCUGACCCAUAGACCCUGGCAGGCAACCGAGCUGAAACAAGGCAUCUUCCUUACAUCUGGGGAGACGAUUUAGGGCAGUGUCUUCAUCAUCUCAUUAACCCUAGAAACCUUCUGGUUAAAUACCCCUUAUCCCAAAUCUGGCCAUGUCUGAAGACUGCAGAAGGAUGGUCGUCAUGGGCCUGGUCAGCUGGGGAAGUGGGAAGAAGACACAGGGUCUGUGACUGGAGCGCUGUGGGCUGUUGGGGUCAGAAGGCAGUUUUCUAUGCUCUCUUCUAGCACCAGCCACAUAGACCAGGACUUUUCUCCUUCAGGGGACCUUGGGGCCUCAUCACCUUCCCCUUUUGAGCUCUUGCUCCCUGGCACUUGAUUCUGGCCUGUGGAGUACAGAGCUAUAAAUCCACAAAUGCUGCAGACCAUACAUAAUAACAUGUCUGUAUCCAUUUAGACCUUCAUGACCUGGCUGAGAGUGUGUGUGCAUGUGUGUAAUAUAGUUCAUAGUUGACAAUAUCUGUAUAUAAUAGCUGACGUAUUUAUAUGGGAGUGCAGAUUUAGUGCCUGUGGAAGUUUUCUGUAUUUUAAACUCAUUGAGUCAAAUUAGUUUUAAGGAAGGGGAAAGAGGCGUGUAGGAAGAAGGACUCUUAGCAAGAUCAUUCUUUAGGACUAUUAGUUGUGAUUUCCCAGUGAGUCUUUAUGAUGCCCUUUUCAAAUAAAUGUUAAUGUUGUCACCA